CUGACCGAAGAACAGAUUGCUGAAUUCAAGGAAGCUUUCUCCCUAUUUGAUAAGGAUGGUGAUGGCACCAUCACAACAAAGGAACUUGGAACUGUCAUGAGGUCACUGGGUCAGAACCCAACAGAAGCUGAAUUGCAGGAUAUGAUCAACGAAGUGGACGCUGAUGGUAAUGGCACCAUUGACUUCCCAGAAUUUUUGACUAUGAUGGCUAGAAAAAUGAAAGAUACGGAUAGUGAAGAAGAAAUUCGUGAGGCAUUCCGAGUCUUUGACAAGGAUGGCAAUGGUUACAUCAGUGCGGCAGAACUACGUCACGUCAUGACAAACUUAGGAGAAAAACUAACAGAUGAAGAAGUAGAUGAAAUGAUCAGAGAAGCAGAUAUUGAUGGAGACGGACAAGUCAACUAUGAAGAAUUCGUACAGAUGAUGACUGCAAAAUGAAGACCUACUUUCAACUCCUUUUUUCCCCCCUCUAGAAGAAUCAAAUUGAAUCUUUUACUUACCUCUUGAAAACAAAAAAAAAAAAAGUUCAUUUAUUCAUUCUGUUUCUAUAUAGCAAAACUGAAUGUCAAAAGUACCUUCUGUCCACACACACACACAAAAUCUGCAUGUAUUGGUUGGUGGUCCUGUCCCCUAAAGAUCAAGCUACAUACACAUCAGUUUUACAAUAUAAGUACUUGUACUACCUUAUUGAUAAGGAAGCACUUAGUGGGCUCCUUAAAGUUCCAUUUGCUAACAAUUAAUACACUGUUUGGGCUGGCCAGUUUUUCAUGCAUGCAGCUUGACGAUUGAGCACAGUCAGGCAUUUGUAUUAAAAAUGAAAAAUGAAAAAAACAAAUUCAAAACCUAUUCAAAUGGGUUCUAGUUCAAUUUGUUAGUAUAAAUUGUCAUAGCUGGUUUACUGAAAACACAUUUAAAAUUGGUUUACCUCAGGAUGAUGUGCAGAAAAAUGGGUGAUGGAUGAACUAUUGAGAUCUAGCCCCACCGGUAGGAUGGUCCUCUUGUACCCCAUGUGCUCUGACCCAUGGUGACGAUGACACACCCUGGUGGCAUGCCUGCAUAUGUUUAGCAUCUGCAUUGUACUAGAGUGAAACAGGUGUCAGGCUGUCACCCUUCACACAAAUUUUUAAUAGGAAACUUUUACCAGGGGAGCAUCUUUGGACUCUCUGUUUUUAAAACCUUCUGCACCAUGACUUGGAGGCAGCAGAGUAGGCUGUGGCUGUGGACUUCAGCACAACCAACAACAUUGCUGUUCAAGAAAUUACCAUUUACGUCCAUUCCAAGUUGUAAAUGCUAGUUUUUUUUUUUUCCAAUAAAAAGACCAUUAACUUAAAGUGGUGUUAAAUGCUUUGUAAAGCUGAGAUCUAAAUGGGGACAAGGCACUUGGAGGGGAGACCAGUGUACAUUUAAACGCCCACAGCCCAGCAUUGGGUUUCUCUUCCUUCCAAGAUCCCAGCACCAAUCUCUGAGCCUAAGACCUUGCCUAAAAACAAGCAGAUACCGAUUGCUUCAUCAUAUUUGUGGACAUGUAGAUUUAGUUGUAUUUUCAUUGGCGGGAGGGGGGAGGCGAAUCAUGGUAACGUUUAAUGAUCUAUUCAGGCAGUAGAGCUCUUCAUGAAGGAAAAAAACCACUUUCUCAAGCAUGUAUUUAGGGGUUCUUCUCAAUUGUGCUGCUGAUUACCUGUUUUAUGUAACUACUCGAGACCAUCUGUGCAAGAGACAUGAUUUAGUGUGUCUGUAAUUCAAUCCUCGCUGUGUGUGGUAGAAGCAGUAGUCACUUUUCUAAGCCAGUCUCAUGCCUAAAAGACACUACCAGUCAUCUUUGAUUUGUGACUUAAUUUAUGAUUAUGCUUAACUACUUUAGCCUCCUUUUACUUUUUUUUUUUUUUUAAGUUGACUUUGCUUUUUUCCUCCAAGUGGAAUUAAUGCUAGCCUCUGGCUUGAAAGUAAAACUCCGGUCCAAAGUGAAUUUUGUGUCUAAUUAUAAACCUGCAACCAAAACUCAAGACAUGCUGGUACUGGUCUUUGUAGUGAGAUUGAUCCAUUUAAAAAGCCCCUUAAAAUAGCAUAUUGCAUUUAGUGCAGAGCUCUUUUUUGAAAUGAAGGCUGGAUGUGCAUUUUUCAGGGCCUUACCUUAUUAGCAAGGAGAUUUGGGUUUUGAGCAUUGGUGUGGGUGGUUUUAAUGUGCCAGGGAAUGGUGGCAAGCUGCUAGCAAGGCAGCAAGAAGCUCUUGGCAGCCAAAUGGGUACAUUCAGGACUGAUUUUAUAGAGACCCUUGGCUUCUCCCUCUCCUACUCCCGUCUUUCUGGCAUUUUGUAGCUUGUUAGAUUUUCUGCCAGAGGGGUAGGUCUGAGCAGUGGAGAGGAGAUUCCCCGCCCAUGUGCUUCUGCUACUAGUCCUUGGACUUGGGUGGUUGGUAGAAGAGAGGUUGACGCCAUGCACUAAUGGUUGGCUUUCAUAAUUCCCUGAACCUGAAAGGAACACCUAAGAAUACCUCGAGGUUUCUUCUGGUGAGAUAAGGGGUACAGAGGGCUCUUGGGUUGAAUAAAUUAAUGAUCUGGAGGUUGCUUGUAGGAGGAUUAAAUAGCCUGGAUGUUGUUGACCCAGUCUCAGGCCUGUCUUGGUAGUUUCAAAGGUAGCUGGGGGAUGGGGAGGGGUUGGACGGUGAUUUGACUUGUUUUUAAAAACAGCCUUUUAUUGUAAUCUUUUACUAAGUCUUUCUAGAAGCUGAGUGAACUUUAUUUUAGGGGUUCCACAGCCUGUUCGAAAAGACUACUUUCGAAACAGGGUUCUUGUGCAGUCAGGAUCCUGUAUGGGAACCAGAAACCCUACCCCCCAGGGAAUGCUGAGUUCCAGUUUGGAGCACAGGUGAGGCAGAAUCCACUGUAGCCUUUUCCCUGGCAUUUGGGGGGAUGACCAGCCCAGGGGUUGGGUGUUAGCAGUCUGCCUAAGUCUGUGAGGAAAUAGCUGGGUGCCAUGGCGUACUCUUAGAGUUGAUUAGCACCUUUCUGUAAACUCAUCCCGUACUUCUUCCUACUCUAUAAAUAUAUACAUAUAUUUAUAUAUAUAAAGUGACUAGUUUAACUGGCAUCCUACUUUAGCCUGAGACUUGCCAUAAGAAACUGCUGAGUAUGUGGCAAACCCUUUCAUGGUUUUGUCCUCCAUCUGUUAGGGGUAGGUGUUGAGCAAGGCAGUGGGUCUUGUUAUUUCAGAUGGGCUUUUGAUGCAUUGUUACCAAGGAAGGCUUUUUCUGAUUUUUUGACAAAUUUUUUGCACACUUUUAAUUGGUCUUGCAGCAACUUAAAACACAUUGAAAAUGAACUAUUGUACAUAUUUUUAUAUUCUCUUUAUAAAUGCAUGUCUGAUUGUACUUGGAACAAUGUUAUAAUGAAUGGCUGGUUGUCCAGUAGGCCUGGUGCUGCUGUGUGACAUCAGAGGAAUAACAUAUUCUUAGCCCCUCAGCACACUGGGAACUUACUCCUGAACAAAGAAUGUAAAUUUGGUCAAGUCUACUCUUCGUUCAUUCAGUUAUUUUAAACAUUUGAAUUAUUUAUUGUAUAUCCUAAAUAUAUUUAUCCUUUUGGCAGUGACUAGAUUUCCACGAAUGUGUCUUAAUCUAUCCCUUAAGCUGGCAGUUACUAUUUUCUUUUUUUAAUCCCUUGAAGUUGUCCUGUAGGAGACAGAAAUUCUUUGCUAUCUGUAUCCCUUGGAGUAAGAAGGUAGUGGCAUGGGUGGAGUGUGUAUUCUUUCUCCAAAUCUUAUAAUGUUCAUUAAACACUUCUGUAGCUAAGAUGGUGGUAAUUCUUUUGUUACCAGAAUUGCCCUUUGCCAUGGCUAUUUGAAAAGGAGAUGUACUUGAACGUUUCUGUAAAUCUUGAGAUAAACUGUUUGGAGAUUUAACCACCUCUCUGAUGGGGGACCAACUCUAUGGAAAUUGUAAAUAAGUUUUAUUUAUAAACCUGGCACUGUAUUCAAUAAACAUUUCUGCAGCCUUUCAUCUCUAA
This is a messenger RNA of Galeopterus variegatus (Sunda flying lemur), 4001 nucleotides long. RefSeq names its product calmodulin 1 (phosphorylase kinase, delta) (gene CALM1). The transcript is spliced from 5 exons. The record is from RefSeq and is a predicted model, not a curated record. Gene Ontology annotation, molecular function: enzyme regulator activity; calcium ion binding. The annotation marks the transcript as partial. NCBI's taxonomy places the organism in Eukaryota, Metazoa, Chordata, Mammalia, Dermoptera, Cynocephalidae.